UAAAGACCUCAAAGUCAUGCUUGUUAAAUGGCGAUAGGUUUAUUUAAACUGAGCAAAAACCAAAGAAAAUCCCUAACAGGGAUAUUUUUUGUUCUAAACGUUCUGGAAGUACUGCUAGGGGCCACAAUAACCGGAAUCUCCAUCUACGUUUGCCUGGCCAUUUCCCCCAUGAUCAUCUCCGAAAAAACUGAAAUUAACUUUGUUUUUGUGGUUUACGCGAUAUUUGGGGGAAACGUGAUUAUCAACUGGCUGAUAGGGCUGAAAAUUUGCCAGAAGUGCGUCAAUCAAGCACACAAAAAAAGCACGAAGAGUCUGCUUUUGGUAUGGUACUGUGCAGGCACCAAUGCAGUCAUAACACUCCUAAUUAUUGCAAAUAUGUCUCGAAAAGCCAACAAACACAUAAUCAAAUCAAUGAAAAAUUCUAUACAAGGUGGAAUGAAGACUUACCUGAGCGAUUUUGAAUCAAAGGAAACUAUCGAUAGGAUACAGUAUGAGCUGGAAUGUUGCGGGUUUGAGUCUUACAAGGACUGGUAUGAAGUGGAGUGGAUUGAUGGAACAAUAAUAAACGCCAAAUCUCCCUUAGUGGAAGAGCUACGAUUCGACCAAUCCAAGCUUACAAUGCCCAUAGUUCCGUGGUCUUGUUGCAAAGUGGAUUUUCCGUUGCAAUGCCUGCACGAUCCCCUGCAACAAGUCGGGUUUACGAAUAUUUGGGUGGACGAGCCAAAUACGGUGUCCGAUUCUCUUAACACCAAAGGAUGCGUAGAAAAAAUGAAAGCCCCGAUCGGAUGGGUGAUUGAUGGGUUCAUAAUGAUAAUCAGCGCAAUAGUCUUCUUACAUAUUAUCAUAAUAUUGGCCUCAAGGAUUUUAUAUACAUCUUCCAGAAAUGCGAUUUUACUUUACGAUCCUGAAGGCACAUCUCCAGGCUGGGUCUUUGGGAGAGGCGAUUGCGGUUAUGCACGUGGAAAGACUUUGACGGAAAUUAUGGGAAUUACUAAUGAAAUACUCGAACAAAGAAUCAUCGAACAGAAGCGCAAAGAAAGGCUGAAGGCUAAAGAAGAGGCCACUCCAAAGAAGUCCGGUCAUUCAGAGUAUACGACUAGUUCGAAAACCACAGGAAUUGUUGAAAGGCUCAAAAAGAAAACACAUAAAAAAGAAGACAAAGCGCAUGAGGAGGAACCGAAGACAACAUAAAAGCUCGUUGAAAACUUUUAAGAAAUCUCCAUAAAUUUACAUCACUUAUACUAAUGAAUUUAAGAAUAAUAAAUAAUAACUAUAA
Molecule: messenger RNA, 1276 nt
Organism: Dendroctonus ponderosae (mountain pine beetle)
Lineage: Eukaryota; Metazoa; Arthropoda; Insecta; Coleoptera; Curculionidae
Product: photoreceptor outer segment membrane glycoprotein 2
Exons: 6
Coding region: 28-1191 (387 amino acids)
Biological process (GO): visual perception
Cellular component (GO): membrane
Source: RefSeq, a predicted model, not a curated record